Amphimedon queenslandica is the source of this 2303-nucleotide messenger RNA. RefSeq lists its product as uncharacterized. The transcript has 10 exons. The coding region runs from base 156 to 2168 and encodes 670 amino acids. NCBI's taxonomy places the organism in Eukaryota, Metazoa, Porifera, Demospongiae, Haplosclerida, Niphatidae. Gene Ontology annotation, molecular function: sequence-specific DNA binding; DNA-binding transcription factor activity, RNA polymerase II-specific. The record is from RefSeq and is a predicted model, not a curated record. Gene Ontology annotation, biological process: regulation of transcription by RNA polymerase II; cell differentiation. Gene Ontology annotation, cellular component: nucleus.
AUUGGUCUACUGCGCAUGCGCAGUCCGCUCCCAUCAAGACAGACCCUUGACACAGAAGGAGAGUUGGAGCUGUACCCUGAAGAGAAUACGAGGAGGAGCGUGUCUCAUCUUUUUGUGUCAAAGCGAGUUUCCUUUUGAAUGAAAUCACAUACAAAAUGGACUUUAAACUAGGUCUUUACUCUCCAACACAAUCUAUAGAUCAGUUGCAAAGGCCCGUCGAUGAACGCAUGCACAUUAGACGUCCUUCGGAUGAAAGCGAAAGAAUACUACGCAAGAUAUCGGGGGCAGGUAUGGCGUCCCUAGACCCAGCAGUUAACAUGAGUUCCCCUAGACAUCUCUCCCUCCCAUCUGAUGCCAACAAUAGUUAUAAUGAAGUGGGUGAGUUUGUUAAGAACGAACUUGGACUAGGAGACACUGGUAGGAUGAUAUCAACUGCUUUAAGUGAUGGCUACCUCCCUGGGAUUGGAAUGGAUGAUGCUUCUAAAUUAAGCCCUCAAGGUAUUGCAGGCAUGGAUCAAUCUCCACAGUUUGACGGACGUGUCUUUACGCCUGAGGACCAGCUGUUCCCACCUCUGACCUCAAACGACCGUCAUCCAUCAGCUCCACUACUCCACACAAUGCUUACCAGUGGAGUCAUGGGUAAUGCUCAACAACAGCAGCAGCAGCAACACGUUCAACAGCAACAGAUUCAUUUGCCUGAUACCAAAGACAACAUGUUAUUAAUUUCUCCUAAUGAUAUCGAUUCGAUGACCAGCCAGAGAAGCCGUAGUUGGUCUAUGCCAAUCAACGCUAACAGACCUCCACUCCCGCCCCAGAUCUCUAUCUCAAGCCCUGAUGAGACUCAGGACUACUUCUUGCCAUUUGACAGGCCAGUUAGCAUUGGUGAGGCUAGCUCUUCUCACGAGUAUUUCAACACUUUUGGUGAUGCCGCGAGGAUUCAGCAACACUUUGACGACACUGUACAAAAGUUUUUUCAAGAAACACAUCUUCCAUCAGAUCCAACUCAGUGGAAUGAGUCCAAUGUAUUUACUUUCUCUCAAUGGACCUCGGCCGAGUUUCAGCUCCCAAUCAACUUGCAGCUGUUCCAGGGGAUCAACGGGCUCCAGCUCUGCUCUUUCACUCAGCAGCAGUUUCACGGACUGGCUAAGGAAAGUGGACACACUCUAUUCACUUUUCUGGAGAAAAUCAAAGCCUCCGCUACUUUCCCUAGUUUUGGUGGCUAUCCCUUGCCUGGUAGUGAUAUGUUUCCAGACCCUGGCUAUUAUGUUGGUGUUAAUAGUAAUAAUACCAAUAUGUCUUCUGAAUUCUCCACAACAUCACCGCUAACAAGUCCUCCUUCUAUCUCCAUUUCUUCUGAUUUUAAGCCCAACAGGCACUCCGAGGAUUUAUUUGGUUUAUCUAGUUUUGGUUCCAAUGGGAGUGGUCAUCUCCGCCCACCACCUCCCCCAUACCAGCGUCCAGGUAGCCCCAGUGGUUCCGAUAUAUCCACUCCAUACAGUAGUCCAGUUCCUUCUCCUGUAGCAUCUCCAGGUCCUUCUCCUAUCCAUUCUCCUAUAUCUUACUCACCUAAUCCAUCACCUUCUGCUUCUCCUAUACCAAACAGAGCUAAUACUGGUACUGGUCCUAUACAAUUGUGGCAGUUCCUUUUAGAGCUGCUCACUGACAGAGACUGUCAAAACUGCAUUGCAUGGACGGGAAGAGAGUGGGAAUUUAAGCUGAUAGACCCGGAGGAGGUGGCCAGGCGCUGGGGUUCAAGAAAGAACAAGCCGAAGAUGAAUUAUGAAAAGCUAAGCCGCGGCCUGCGAUACUAUUACGAUAAGAAUAUCAUCCACAAGGUCCCGGGGAAGAGAUACGUCUAUCGGUUUGUGUGUGAUUUAGAAUCUAUGCUUGGAAUGUCCUUCAUAGAGCUUCAGCAGCAGCUCAAAGGAGAUUGCGUUGAAGGAUCGAAGCCAAUCAAAAUAGAGCGACAGAGGUCUUGCCCCCAGGCCAUCCCUCCCCCUCAGUUGUCUCACGGGAUGGGGAUGUUCCCCGGGGGAGGGGCUAGUGGUGUCCAUUACAUGCCGCAGGACGUUAACAUGCAGGGCUUACAUAUAAAUAGUCCAGGACAUUCUCCUUAUGCUGUGUCACCUUUAUCUACUUCACCAGUCAUGAGGGGCUACAUGCAAUAAAAAUUGUUAUUUUUUGUUAUUUAAUUAUUAUUAUUAUUAUUAUUGAUGCAAUGUUGUAAUUUCUUUCCCUCUUUUUUUUCAUUCAGUAACUGCAGCAACUCAAUCAUAAAAUGCAUUUCUUUUUUCAUCUAAUGU